AUGGCGUUACUCUUGGCUUCGCGCGCCGCCCGCGGGCUACGGCCUCGAUGCCGGGCAUCCGCCGCCACCGUCUUCUUCGCCCGGGCCGUAGGAAACACAUUCCCUUCAAUCCCGUCCUCAGCCCCCCUGCGCCAGACUCUAUCUCUCGCAUCCAUCACCAGUUUUAGCACCUCUGGAAAUCCAAAUAAGGAGGAAGAUGAGGAGGAGAAGCCUUGGAAUCGACGGUCGGCGGAGUCCAACUCGUCUUGGAUUGAUCUCUACUUGCCGGGUGCUGUGCGGCCGUAUGCUCUUCUGGCUCGUUUGGAUAAGCCCAUCGGCACCUGGUUGCUGGCUUGGCCUUGCUUCUGGUCUAUUACCAUGGCAGCACAGCCUGGGGAAUUUCCCGAUUUGAAAAUGCUAGCAUUGUUCGGUGUGACUUGUGGGGCCAUGCUUCUAAGGGACGCUGGCUGCACAGUGAAUGAUCUUCUUGACCGUGACAUUGAUGUGAAGGUGGAACGUACCAAGUAUAGACCAUUUGCAUCGGGUUUAUUAACACCAUAUCAAGGGGUUGGCUUUCUUGGAGUUCAGCUUCUAUUGGGUUUGGGAAUCCUUCUACAGCUCAAUAAUUAUUGCCAAAUUCUGGGGGCAUUGUCAUUGCUUCUUGUUUUUUCUUAUCCUCUGAUGAAGAGAUUGACAUUUUGGCCUCAAGCAUAUUUAGGUUUAACCUUCAACUGGGGAGCUUUAUUAGGAUGGGCUGCAAUUAAAGGAAACUUGGAUCCUCCAAUUGUUCUCCCAUUGUACAGUUCAGGUGUAUUUUGGACGCUUGUGUAUGAUACUAUUUAUGCUCAUCAGGAUAAAGAAGAUGACCUGAAAGUGGGUGUAAAAUCUACAGCUUUGAGGUUUGGAGAUCUGACAAAGAAUUGGAUCAGUGGAUUUGGGAUUGCAUGUAUUGGUAGCUUAUUGGUCAUUGGUUUCAAUGCAGAGCUUGCAUGGCCGUAUUAUCUUUUUCUUACAGGUGCAGCUGGACAGUUAGGGUGGCAAGUACUGACUGUUGAUUUGUCUGACCGUUCAGAUUGCAAUAGAAACCCAAAAGCCCUGCUAAAUCGUCAGGGGUGUGCACAAGCCUCGGUGGAGCAAGUGGGGACGGGGCUUGCGCACAAAUGGACGCUGGGACCACCCGCACACAACCAACCACUGCUCACAUUUCCCAAAAAUGUACCUUCAUCCGAGAAUCGAAUUCUCAUCACUCAAUUUGUAUCCACCAAAUGGUUUGGAGCUUUGGUCUUCUCGGUUUAUUAGGCCAGUUGGCAUUAUGAAAGGGUUCAGUUAUGUUGACUCUACUGCACAUGGUUUCUGAUGGCCUUCUUGAGAUCGAUUUCUGUUCCUUGGUGAACUCCCAUUCCAACAAGGAGUGUGCACAUACAUACACAAACACAAAUUUGAAAAUUUUCUGUCCAGUUGGUCAGCAAUUUAUUGAGAUGACCCACGGAAGAUGCGCGCAUGGUUCACAUUGAGAUGUGAGGCUGAGAGCCAUACAUAAGAUGCCAUUCCGAGGUAACCUUGAUAGACCGGAGUGGAUGGACAAAUGUCGGUGUGUGACCUUGAUUGAUACUAAAUGCAAUGAGAAUAGGAUAAUGCAGCCGUGAUGGAGGUGUUUAUUUUUUAUUUGAUGUCUGAGGUUGCAAAAUAUUUUCCAGACAUUUUGGUUUACACACUCAUGAUGAUGUAUAUCAAAGUGUGCAAUUCUUUCUUGUCCCCUCUUCUAUGUUUGGCUAUAAAUCAUAUUAUUUGUGCUC
Dioscorea cayenensis subsp. rotundata (Guinea yam) is the source of this 1775-nucleotide messenger RNA. Its product is annotated as 4-hydroxybenzoate polyprenyltransferase, mitochondrial-like. The record is from RefSeq and is a predicted model, not a curated record. Gene Ontology annotation, biological process: ubiquinone biosynthetic process. Gene Ontology annotation, molecular function: prenyltransferase activity. Gene Ontology annotation, cellular component: mitochondrial inner membrane. Lineage: Eukaryota; Viridiplantae; Streptophyta; Magnoliopsida; Dioscoreales; Dioscoreaceae.